Maniola jurtina (meadow brown) is the source of this 1244-nucleotide messenger RNA. It is a transcript of the gene Efr, whose product is annotated as UDP-xylose and UDP-N-acetylglucosamine transporter. The record is from RefSeq and is a predicted model, not a curated record. NCBI's taxonomy places the organism in Eukaryota, Metazoa, Arthropoda, Insecta, Lepidoptera, Nymphalidae. Gene Ontology annotation, molecular function: UDP-xylose transmembrane transporter activity; UDP-N-acetylglucosamine transmembrane transporter activity. The transcript is spliced from 2 exons. Gene Ontology annotation, biological process: transmembrane transport. The coding region runs from base 159 to 1169 and encodes 336 amino acids. Gene Ontology annotation, cellular component: endoplasmic reticulum membrane; Golgi membrane.
CUGCGAUAAAAUUACACACACUAACAUAGUCGGCCAUAGCUGUCAAACGUGCGCCGCUUGUCAUAAUGUAUUUUGAAGAUUUUAUUUGCUAAUUACGGUGUUAGCACUAAGAUUUAUGUGAAAAAGUGUGAUAAAUAUUCCAAAAAAAAACAAACAAAAUGAAUGUCAAAGCAGCGUUAGCCAUUGGAAUGGUUUUUGUGGGAUGUUGUUCCAACGUAGUAUUUUUAGAAUACGUUGUCAAGGAAGAUCCUGGCGCAGGAAACUUAGCGACGUUCUUACAAUUCCUAUUCAUAGCCACAGUAGGAUUUUGCACAGUUGGCAAAUUCGGGACAGCAAGACGGAAUAUACCAUUCAAACAAUACCUUUUGCUAGUUGGAUUCUUUUGGACGAGCAGCGUUGCAAAUAACUAUGCAUUUGACUUCAAUAUAUCCAUGCCUUUACAUAUGAUAUUUCGGGCCGGUUCAUUGAUGGCUAAUAUGGCGAUGGGUGUAUGGAUUUUGAAGAAACGGUAUCCUGCUAUAAAAUACUUAUCAAUUUUCAUGAUAUCUGCUGGUAUCGCGAUUUGUACUAUACAGUCUAGUGGCGAUGUUAAAGCUCCCAGAGAUACGCAUGAAGAUGCAACAGAAGAAGAAAGAUUGAAGUUUAUUGACUGGUUAUGGUGGUGUUUAGGUAUCGCUAUACUGACUUUUGCAUUAUUCGUGUCAGCUCGUAUGGGGAUAUUCCAAGAAUCUUUAUACUCUAAAUACGGGAAACAUCCGUGGGAAGCUUUGUUUUACACACAUUUGUUACCUUUAGUUUUCUGGUUACCAACAACUCCGAAUAUAUUGAACCAUGUUAAAAUUGCGUUUGACACCCCUAUAGUAGAUUUCCUAGGAUUUGCGCUACCAAGACAGGUUGUUUGGUUGAUUUUAUAUGUUUGCACACAAGGCUUGUGUAUCAGCGCUGUGUAUGUUUUAACUACCGAAUGCGCAUCUUUGGUGGUGACCCUGACUGUUACCCUUAGGAAAUUUGUAUCCCUACUUUUUUCUAUACUUUACUUCAGAAAUCCUUUCACUGUAGGUCAUUGGCUAGGAACCCUCUUAGUAUUUCUCGGAACGAUGAUAUUUACGGAGUUAUUACAGAAAACUGUUAACUUAUUAAUACCCAAAGAUAAGAAGAAAGUACAAUAAGUUAUGUUUUAUUGUGACCUAGUUAAAUGUGAUAGUUUAAUGAGUGUGUAUUUUGAAAAGGUUUUUGAUAAAUGA